This is a messenger RNA of Planococcus citri (citrus mealybug), 2228 nucleotides long. RefSeq names its product Decaprenyl diphosphate synthase subunit 2 (gene Pdss2). Bases 764 to 2032 code for a protein of 422 amino acids. Gene Ontology annotation, cellular component: mitochondrion; transferase complex. Gene Ontology annotation, biological process: isoprenoid biosynthetic process; ubiquinone biosynthetic process. The transcript is spliced from 6 exons. Lineage: Eukaryota; Metazoa; Arthropoda; Insecta; Hemiptera; Pseudococcidae. The record is from RefSeq and is a predicted model, not a curated record. Gene Ontology annotation, molecular function: prenyltransferase activity.
UUUUUUUUUCAUUUUUGAUAGUGAUUUUCAAAAUUGAGGUUACGCAGCGAAAUCGUUGGAAAAAUUGUGUUAAAUUGAACAUUUAUAUUCAGUAAAAGCAAGGAGAGGACAAUGUUUUAUUGAAAUUUACAAAUUUCAAGUUCACAACUUUGAAAUUUCAAUAUUUUUAUGCAACAAUCUCCAAUCGCAAGCUGUCACCAUCAUCUCUCUUCCGCAGUUGCAUUCGGAAAAUAAAUAUGGUAACGAAAAUGUCUAAUCGUAAAAUUCAAAUUCAUUGACUGCAUAUUCUUCGAACACUCGCCGUAAAUUGUAAAUGAAUUUCGUUGAGUAGCCAAGUGCAAGACGUUCUAUGUAUUUUCAUGGGUUUAUUUGUGAUCAACGAUACUGAUGCGAGGUAUUUAGUAAUAAUUGUCGUUCGCCGGCCGACUGGUAUUUUACUUUCACUUACUUAGUAAGAAGGGGCAACUUUUAAGUCGUGGAGUAGUGAACGUUUACGUACCAGCGAUUGAAGCUGGAAACGGAAAGAAGUAGUAAGAUUAAGAAUGUUAUUCGUUUUAGUCGGUUGUUAUUGAAGAAUUCAUUUUCUGUCACAGUAAUUUCGUUCACGGUUUCUUACUUCAUAAUUUUACUUUCUAUUUUACUGUUUCUAGCCGUACAAACGUGAUUUUAAUUAAUUUAUUAAAUGUUUUUGUAAAGAAUGUGAUCGAGUGUAUCUAUCGUUUAUAAAAAAAAAACCUUUUAAUUCGUUCACUUUGUUACCUAAAUGAUGAAUUCGUUUCGAAGUUCUUGUAUUCUCGGUAAACGCUUAAACCGUGCUGCAUCCUUAUCAAAAAAUGAAUAUGUAAAGUGUAAAUUUGCAUUAUCGGUGUGUGUGAAACGUGACUACAGGACGAAUAAUGUUAGUGAAAAAUUAUCCAGCACUCAGAAACCAGACUGGAAUAGAGCUGUUUCAGAAGCUGAAAAAAUUGUCGGAUAUCCUACUUCUUUUCUGAGCUUAAGGUGGUUGUUAAGCGAUGAAAUUGCCAAUGUAGCUCUACACUUAAGAAAAUUAGUUGGUUCUAAUCAUCCUUUGCUCAAAACUGCCAAAAGCCUAUUAUACAGCGGUAGGAAUAAUAUGCAAGCAUGGGGCUUAAUCGUAUUAUUAAUAUCGAAAGCCGCAGGCCAUUUAAACGUCGACGAAAUGGAAGAAGAUAAAUCUGCUGGCGUUCUUCAUAGCCAAAGAGCAUUGGCGGAAGUUACCGAAAUGAUUAGGACCAGCCAUUUGGUGCACAAAGGCCUCGUAAAUAUUUAUCCGGGUCUAUAUCCAGAACCUGUAAUUCUCAGUGACAUGAUGUUUGGUAACAAAAUCGCUCUUCUUGGAGGAGAUUAUUUAUUAGGAAAUUGUUGCGCUGAAUUAGCAGCUUUACGAAAUCAAAAUUUAAUUGAAAUAAUGAGUGGUGCUAUAAGAGAUCUCACCGAAGGUGAAUUCAUCGGCCCCAGAGAUCUACAAAAUAACCCCUUACCAUCUAGAUUCCCAGCAUUAUCGUCUCCUUUAUCCCCACUACAUUUAUCUCAAUCUUCAGCCAUAAAAGAUUGGCGCCAUCGGAAUAUCUUAUCUGCAGCGAGCUUAUUAGGAAACUCAUGCAAAGGAACUCUGAUAUUAGCGGGGCAAAAUUCAGAACUUCAAAAACAUGCUUAUGAAUUUGGAAAACAUCUCGCGUUGGCUUCCCAGGCUUGCUUAGACUUGGAGCCUUUUACUACCGGUUCAAGAUACUCGCCAGGGGAAAUUUUCAAUUUAACGUCAGCUCCUGUGAUGUUACAUUUGGAACACGUUCCAGCAUUAUAUGAAGAAAUUGAAAAAGGCCGCGAAUCCGUUCAGAAUGUCGAUUAUGGCAAAAUACACGAGCAAGUUUCCCGCGGUCCGGGUUUAAUUUUAACCAAACAAUUACAAAAAGAACAUUCUCAACGAGCUAUGGAAGUAUUAGAAGUAUUUCAAGAGAGCGACGCGAGAACCGCUUUGUCUAAUAUUAUCGUAGCGAUGGGAGAAAUUUAAUACGUUUGAUCGAAGAUCGAACUUGUCGUGUUUGAAAGUUAUCCAAGAACAACUUCUAAAUUUUUCAAAAAUGACUUCCAAAUGUAAUUUUUGUAAUAUAAAGAUGUAUGUUACCACAAUAUCUUUUUAUAUGUUAAUUGUACGCUAUCGAAUUUUACUAAGUUUUCAAAUAAUACAUGUUUUUAUUUAAAUUUCA